Molecule: messenger RNA, 843 nt
Organism: Sphaeroforma arctica JP610
Lineage: Eukaryota; Ichthyosporea; Ichthyophonida
Exons: 1
Source: RefSeq, a predicted model, not a curated record
CCCGUGAGGAAAAUGCCACAGAUGCGCACGUGGACGCCCUCACCAUGCUGAAGCACGAGUCCACUCCCCUGCCAUCUUCUGCGAAUUCCACACCAAGCAGUCCCGUACGUUUUGGAAAGAAUGACGGGACCAAUAGCGGGACCAAUAGCGGCUCGCACAGCAGUAGCAAGAGCUCUCUGGGCCAGAAGAUACGCAAAUUCGUUAGGGAUCGCAAGGGACCUAGUCGCGCUAGUGUUGAUGCGAGUGUCAAUGCGAAUGUCAAUGGCACCGGCGUGGUGAAGAUCAAUGGGUGUACUAGUUUCAGCAACUCGGUAUUGGUUGGUAGUAACACGAGUAACCAGCUCACGGGUGGUGUGGAGGAGAACGAGAACGGCCAACACAGUAGCAGUGUUGCGGAUUUUACAGCAGAGUUCAUGCGAGAGUUAGCCACAGCGCGUGGCAGUGCUAGUAGUGCGCAACAACCGGCGGGCAAGAGCGAGAAGAAGAAAGAAAAGAAAAAGUCCAAGAAGGCGAAGGCCACAUCAGACAUCAAGGGGGAGAAAUGCGACACCAAACAGGAGAAAUGCAACAACAAACCCUUGAGAUCAGACUAUACAUUCGACAAAUACGAUCGAUACAACAAUCCUAGUAAUGGGGCCACAAAGUCCCGAGCCGCGGGCAGUAGCGAAGUAGUCAACGCUCGUGGACCACGUUUAGUGGUGGCCCAGGCGGAUACUAAACAAACACGAGGAGUUGAGAGAGUCACAGAAACGAAUCAAAAGCGCGUGUCUGGCAUGUCUAUGAAGGCAUGUAUAUCCAAGCACGGAUCGCUAUCCUCAGCCAUUCAGGAAAUUGGGUAGGUUA